Chaetura pelagica (chimney swift) is the source of this 2193-nucleotide messenger RNA. RefSeq names its product G-2 and S-phase expressed 1 (gene GTSE1). NCBI's taxonomy places the organism in Eukaryota, Metazoa, Chordata, Aves, Apodiformes, Apodidae. Gene Ontology annotation, cellular component: microtubule cytoskeleton; cytoplasmic microtubule. Bases 1 to 2193 code for a protein of 730 amino acids. Gene Ontology annotation, molecular function: microtubule binding. The record is from RefSeq and is a predicted model, not a curated record. The transcript is spliced from 12 exons.
AUGGCAGCAUAUUCCUCUAGUCACGUGGCAGAAGAAAAACUGGAUAGUUGCAUGGGCAAUGUUUCAGACUUCCCUCUUCUGACUGAUGAAAAGUUUGAUUUUGACCUUUCACUCUCUCCAGUAAGUGGAAAUGAAGAUGAAGUUUUUGUUGGACCUUUGGGACACAAGGAAAAAUGUAUUGCUGUCAGUAUCGAAGCAAAAGAAGGUGCUGAAGAAAAGAGUGUCCCUGCUUCUGAUGACAAACUCAUGUGGAGCCCACUUACAGGAGAGAAAUUUGUGGAAAUUUUCAAAGAAGCUCAUUUGUUAGCGCUGCAAAUAGAGAUGGGAAGCAAGAAUGAGCAGACUAAAAUAGGCCAAUCAGAAGAACAAGAGAACAAGAUUGUAGAAAACUUUGUGGAGGACUCAAAGUCAAAACUGAAAAUACUGAGAAACCAAACAAUAGAGAUCAGUCCCAGGGCUGCUAAGAGGGAGACAUACUGUGUGCAGGAUAGCCCAGCAUGUCAGCUGCCACACUUUUUUCAGAAGGAAUCAGAAAAACAUUUAUCAGAUGACAAAAUGCAGGCUCUUCCUAAUCCUCCAAACAGAAGCCCUGUUAAAAUCUGUGUAUCUUCUACAAAAAUUAACAGUUCACCUCUGAUACAAGAACAAAAAACUAAGGAAAGAAAUAUGAAGGCAACUGGCAAGCUGCCAAUGGCAAAACCUUCAUCUACUCUUGGAAACAGCAAUUUGUUGACUAUUGAAAAGCCCCAACCAGAAAAACAUGCUAUUAUUUCCACAAAAAGAAAUGUGAAGAGUGUGGGAUCAUGUGAAGAUCUAAUUGCUGAUAAAUCCAGUGCUUCUUCAGAUGUCUUUGAGUCUUCGUUCAGUGGCAGUUCUUCAGUGCAAAACAAAAAAGCCCUUCCUGCACCAAAUAAGCCUGGCUUAAAGAAGAUAACACAACUGAAACUUUCUGGUGUUGCCAGUGGUCUCACAAGAAGGGCUACUUCAUCAUCAUCAUCGUCAUCAGCUUCCAGCAAGAACUCAAGUCUGAAUUCAAGUUUACCCAUUUCUCCCAUAGGAAAAAAUGGAAAAUCAAGCACAUCUUCAAAAGCUGGUGUGAGUGGCUCUAAGCUUUCAUCUAGUACAAACAGACUGGCCCUUGUCAGACCUACCAGCGUGUCAUCUCUGCAGGCUGCCAAUACUGAGAAAUCCAGGAAGCAAGAAAGAUCAGCUAGUACUCCCAAAAUAGCUAGUGCUUCAAGCUUGGCUAAAUCUUCAGCUUUUGCAACACCAUCUGAUGCUGUAGGCAGUGGGAUUCAGAGGCAGAGCUCUGUUCCCAAUCUGCAGAAGUUCUGCCAGCAGAAUAAAGAUGGAAGUGCAACAAAAGGAAGCCUGUGUCCAAAGGCCAAGGGUACAGUUUUGUCUGAUCCUACAAGUCAAGCUGAUAGUCCAGUGAAGACUGGAGAUACACCAUCAAAUAAAUUGGCACCAAAAGCAGCACCACCAUCUCUUGGAUCAUUUUGUGGCACCCUUGGAAGUGCCAUGGCAGUCAGCACUCCUGUGAAAGCCUCGGCAGAUGGGAUCUUCCAGAAUUUUUGUGUUCCUGAGAAGCCUGUCUCCAUGACUCCUGCCAGUCUGAGACGGUCUGGCUUACCUACACCUGUUCGUCGUAUCUCAGGGUUUCCAGCAGUGACUCCUACAACUGUACCAAGAAUGACAUUUUCUCCAAGUGCUGCAUCUGUUUGUCGAAGUUCCGGCUUUUCUACCAAAAAGACUUUUGCAGCUGGUUCUAAACAGACAAAAGAGACUAAGCCACAGACAUCAUCUUCAGAAGAUGAUGUAUCUCCUCUUCCUGUGCUACCUCUUGCACUUAACUUCUCACCAGAAAAAAAUGUUACAGAAGCAGAAGAACAUGAAUUACAAGAGGCUGAAGUACAAAAUCACCUGGCUGAAGUACAAAAUCACCUGGCUGAAGAGAAAAAAACGGAGGCCUUGCUAGUAGAUAUUGAAAUAGACAAAUCUCUCCCACACGCUUUGGAAUGUGAAAGUAGACCUCUGAUUGACCUUUCCAAUACUCCUGAAGUGAAUAAGAUGACUCCUCUAAAGCCUGUAUUCUCAGGGCAGGUAAAGCUAAUUGAUUUGAGUUCUCCUCUUAUCACUCUGAGUCCUGAUGUAAACAAAGAAAAUCUGGAUUCCCCUCUACUCAAGUUUUGA